AUCAAAAAGCGCGUGAUCACUCGCCCCCAAACAAUUUGCUUGGCGCACGCAGCACAAAGUGCGCAUAUUAGCCACCCUCAUCGCAUCCUGAACCUGUUUGGAGCUUUUGUUGAUCCUUCAAUGGCCGCACCACCGGCAAGGGCUAGAGCAGACUAUGAUUAUCUCAUAAAGCUUCUUUUGAUCGGCGAUAGUGGUGUUGGUAAGAGUUGUCUUCUUUUACGUUUCUCUGAUGGUUCCUUCACCACAAGCUUCAUCACAACUAUCGGAAUUGAUUUUAAAAUUCGAACCAUUGAGCUUGAUGGAAAAAGAAUCAAGCUUCAGAUAUGGGAUACAGCUGGUCAGGAACGUUUUCGGACCAUCACUACUGCUUACUAUCGUGGAGCCAUGGGUAUAUUGUUGGUGUACGAUGUUACUGACGAAUCCUCCUUUAACAACAUUAGGAACUGGAUUCGUAACAUCGAGCAGCAUGCCUCAGACAAUGUCAACAAAAUACUUGUAGGGAACAAGGCUGACAUGGAUGAAAGCAAGAGGGCUGUCCCUACGGCAAAGGGUCAAGCACUUGCAGAUGAGUAUGGAAUUAAAUUUUUUGAAACUAGUGCAAAGACAAAUCUUAACGUGGAACAAGUUUUCUUCUCAAUAGCAAGAGAUAUAAAACAAAGGCUUGCAGACACAGACUCCAAGGCCGAGCCGUCAACGCUCAAGAUUAAUCAACCAGAAGCAGGAGCUGGAGGUGGUCAAGCUGCCCAGAAAUCAGCUUGUUGUGGUUCAUAAAAAUGGUUAGAAUAUGAAGUUGGAGGGCGAUAGCUUUGUAAUAUCUUUCUUUAUUGGUCAUUCUUUUGAAAUUUUAACGUGUGAAACAUAGGUUUGACUAUUAUUAUUUGUUGCUAACACCUUUCCAGUUUCCUUCUUCAUUUAGCUUUCAAGGACCUGUAACCUAGCUAGCUGUUUAUGUGUACAACUUUUAUUAUGGCCUCAAACUUGAUACUACUAA
This is a messenger RNA of Solanum verrucosum, 991 nucleotides long. RefSeq names its product ras-related protein RABE1c. The transcript has 9 exons. Gene Ontology annotation, biological process: protein secretion; regulation of exocytosis. Gene Ontology annotation, cellular component: plasma membrane. Lineage: Eukaryota; Viridiplantae; Streptophyta; Magnoliopsida; Solanales; Solanaceae. The coding region runs from base 121 to 771 and encodes 216 amino acids. The record is from RefSeq and is a predicted model, not a curated record. Gene Ontology annotation, molecular function: GTPase activity; GTP binding.